Mobula hypostoma (lesser devil ray) is the source of this 1876-nucleotide messenger RNA. Its product is annotated as carnitine O-palmitoyltransferase 1, liver isoform-like. Lineage: Eukaryota; Metazoa; Chordata; Chondrichthyes; Myliobatiformes; Myliobatidae. Gene Ontology annotation, molecular function: carnitine O-palmitoyltransferase activity. The transcript is spliced from 10 exons. Bases 1 to 1263 code for a protein of 420 amino acids. Gene Ontology annotation, cellular component: mitochondrion. Gene Ontology annotation, biological process: fatty acid metabolic process; carnitine metabolic process. The record is from RefSeq and is a predicted model, not a curated record.
AUGGAGGAAUACAUUAAGGAGGCAUUGAGCAUGGGGUUUAUCCCUCCGUUAACAUCGCCGGCAGGAGCAGGCUUCAUGUUUGUGAGCAAGAAGGAUGGGUUCAAUUUCGUCCACACUUGUACCGGCAGCAAGAACGCAAAGGCCGAUGCUCUCUCCCAGCAGUUCGACGGAUCUGAGGACAAUGCUGACCCAGAGCCCAUUCCUCCUCGCUCAUGGGACCACUCUCUCUCAUCAGACAGUGCAGUUGCAGAUGCUUCACAUGGUUUUUUCAGAGUGCGCCUCUUUGCUUGCAGGUGGUUUGACAAGUCCCUGAGUUUUAUCAUCUUCAAGAACGGUAAAGUGGGCCUGAAUGCCGAACACUCCUGGGCGGACGCUCCCAUCAUCGGCCACUUGUGGGAGUACUUGUUGGCCACCGACCAGUUUCAGCUUGGAUACACAGAGGAGGGGAACUGCAAGGGAGUGCCUAAUCCCAGGAUCUCUGCACCCCAGCGGCUGCAGUGGGAGAUUGAAGAACCGUGCCAGGAAGUCAUCAAUCAGUCCCUGAGUGUUGCCCAGCAGCUUGCCAAUGACGUGGACUUCCACUCUUUCCCCUUUGAAAAGUUUGGGAAGGGGCUAAUCAAGCAGUGCCGGAUCAGUCCUGACGCCUUUGUCCAAAUGGCACUACAACUGGCCCAUUACCGGGACAAAGGUAAAUUCUGUCUAACGUACGAGGCCUCGAUGACCCGCCUGUUCAGAGAGGGUCGCACAGAGACCGUCCGAUCCUGCACCAGUCAGUCCACAGAGUUUGUGCUGGCCAUGAUGGACCCCACUCAGACGAGUGAAGAGAAGUUGAAGUUGUUUAAACUGGCAGCAGAGAAGCACCAGAACAUGUACCGUCUGGCUAUGACCGGGGGAGGCAUCGACCGCCACCUCUUCUGCCUUUACGUGGUGUCCAAGUACCUGGGGCUCGACUCCCCAUUCCUGAAAGAGGUCUUAUCCGAGCCGUGGAAACUCUCCACCAGCCAGACUCCACACCAGCAAGUUGACCUCUUUGACUUGAACCGGUACCCUGAGUACGUGUCCAGUGGCGGAGGCUUUGGACCGGUUGCUGACGAUGGCUAUGGUGUUUCUUACAUCAUGGUCGGAGAAAAUCUCAUCAACAUGCACAUUUCAAGUAAAUUCUCCAGCCCUGAGACAGAUUCUCACCGGUUUGGAAAACAUUUCCAACAAGCCAUGCUCGAUAUCCUUGCCCUGUUCGAGCCGGACAAGAGGACCAGCAAGUAGCGGCAGACCUGGUGUCAGAGCUCAGAGGACCGGACCCCGACCCUGGGGCAGAUUGUUUUUUGGUUGAUGCUGGCACAUGGUGUAGAACCAUACAAUCAUUUUGAACACUGACACAUUCAUUGGCUCCUGGAGCCCUGUGUUGUUAUGUGGGUGUGUCGACAGCUCAGGCCAGGCAGGAGCCUCCAGACUGAUGUCACUGAGCAGCUCCUUUUAGGAGCUUGUUAUACCACUACAAACUGCAUCCCCAACUCUUGGUCUUAGAGUUACUGCACGAGAUCAGGUAGAUAACUUCCUCUCUCUGCUCCAUCAUGAUCAUUACAUGGAGCUUUUAUUUUGAUUGUCUCUGAACAGUGCUUGAUCAUAAUUCUCAGGAUUGUUCAUGUAUCAAUGCAGGUCCCAGCCUGUGUGGGGAGGCAUUAUAUUACAGCUUCUUCACUGUUUCUAUUAGAAAGUUGUCUGACGGGAACAAGGGAAUCACAUCCCUCCCUAAGACCCUAUGUGGAAGUUUGUUGAUUUGGUGUGAAUAUUGUGUACAGAACCAAUGAAUGUAUUGCAGGUGAUCUUGGCUAUGAAGUAAAUAAAGAGCUGUGGACCAUUGCUCACUGCCCACUGU